Calypte anna (Anna's hummingbird) is the source of this 2447-nucleotide messenger RNA. RefSeq names its product WD repeat domain 92 (gene DNAAF10). Gene Ontology annotation, molecular function: ubiquitin binding. The transcript has 8 exons. Lineage: Eukaryota; Metazoa; Chordata; Aves; Apodiformes; Trochilidae. The record is from RefSeq and is a predicted model, not a curated record. Bases 104 to 1186 code for a protein of 360 amino acids.
GGCGGAAGGGAACCCCCGUCCUCUUCCGCCCCGCCCCUCCCGCUCCUUCCCCGUUUCCUGGGGUGCCCGGCGCGGUGCCGGAGCAGCGGAGAGGGUGCCCGGGAUGUCGUCGUCGUCGGGGAUGGAGGGUCCGCAGCUGGUGGUGCACGUACAGCAGACGCUGAACUACACCCUCUUCGACUGCAAGUGGGUGCCCCGCAGCGCUCGCCUCCUCUGCCUGGGCAGCGCCGCCCGCAGCACCGGUGUCCUGCAGCUGUACGAGCUGCGGGGGGGGCGUCUGGAGCUGCUGCGGGAGCUUGAAAAGGCUAAACCUAUAAAAUGUGGAACUUUUGGUGCUACAUCUCUGCAGCAAAGAUACCUGGCUACAGGAGAUUUUGGUGGAAACCUUAACAUAUGGAAUUUAGAAGCUCCUGAAAUACCAGUGUAUUCUGUGAAAGGUCAUAAGGAAAUCAUAAACAGUAUAGAUGGUGUAGGUGGCUUAGGAAUUGGGGAAGGUGCACCAGAAAUUGUGACUGGCAGUCGAGAUGGCACUGUGAAGGUAUGGGACCCAAGACAAAAAGAUACUCCUGUCGCUAAUAUGGAACCUGUACAGGGGGAGAGCAAAAGAGAUUGCUGGACAGUAGCAUUUGGCAAUGCUUACAAUCAAGAGGAACGUGUUGUAUGUGCUGGAUAUGAUAAUGGGGACAUUAAAUUGUUUGACUUAAAAACCAUGUCACUACGAUGGGAGACAAACAUUAAGAAUGGGGUUUGCAGUGUGGAGUUUGACAGAAAAGAUGUAAAUAUGAACAAGCUAGUGGCCACAUCUCUUGAGGGAAAAUUCCAUGUUUUCGAUAUGAGAACUCAGCAUCCAACCAAAGGUUUUGCUUCUGUUUCAGAGAAGGUGCAAAAAUCUACCAUAUGGCAAGUUCGGCACCUACCACAGAACAGAGAUAUAUUUAUGACAAGUGGAGGAGCUGGGAGCCUUCAUCUCUGGAAAUAUGAGUACCCAGCUCAGCGCUCAAAGAAGGAUUCUGAAGGAGCCGAGAUGGGGGUGGCAGGUUCUGUCAGCCUCUUGCAGAAUGUGACUCUGUCAACACAGCCAAUUUCCAGCCUAGACUGGAGCCCUGACAAAAAGGGACUGUGUGUUUGUGGUGCCUUUGACCAAACUGUGAGGGUUCUUAUAGUUACCAGGCUUAACAGAAUUUGACAGGAAAACUAGAAUUUCUGAUAAGAAAGCAGUAUGGUUUGCUGUAGUCUGUAAAUACAGGAGGUAGAGUCCUCCUGUUUCUAACAAUUCCUCCGUUAUUAAAACUGGAUUAAAGAAAUAGAAACCAGAUCUUUCUAUUGAAAGUUUAGAUACAAUGCAGUUAGAGAUGUUCAACUGAUUAUGCCGCAAUGACUUGAAGUUGCCUGGGCACAAAACUCCUACGUUUUAGAAAUGUGAAAUUACAUUUAAAAUAAAAUGUGCCUUUGUGUAACCUGUAAUUUUAGAAGUCACUUUUAAAUUGCUUGUGUUCAGUUGAAUCACAAUGCAGAUCUGUUCACACUUGUUAAAUGGUUUGGUGUUUUUUUAUGUAGUAUCAUCUGUAUGCAUUCAUGUGAUGGAAAAUACCAUAUAUUCCCUCACAGAAACUCUUUGAGUUACUGACUAUAUUAAGUAGAAUGCUUGUUGAAGUGACUUAGGAUUCUCUAACACAGUAUAGAGACUAUAAUGAAUGCUGAAAUAUUCAGGUUUAAUGGAGUAAGUUUUUUAUUGAAAUUAAUCUGUGGAGCAAAAUGCACUAUUUUAUGACUUCAGUUGGGUCUCAUAACAAGUUUUUAUGUUCUGUUGGUUUUAUAUCUGUUUGUAACUUUGUAUUCUACAAAUAAAAUUAUUUGGGAGUGUUACCUUAAUACAAAGCAUAUUAUUUAAACAUCCAGAGAUAACAGAGCAUGAAUGUAGUUGUAUAUGUUUACAAGAACAGUGUGCAGUAUGUAGGUAAAAGUUAAUAAAUCUUGCAGCAAAAGUCACAAAACUUAAAUCUACUGUGGCAAAACCUUAUAAGGUAGCCAAAGUACUGUCUUCUUUUUUUCUUUUGUCUUUUUAAUUUUUUUUUAUUAAAAACAAACAAACAAACAUUGUAUAAAGGUCUUUUCCAACCCAAACCAUUCUAUGAUUCAGUAUUUCUUCAAAACCUGAAGUGACAAGACAGCUUAGUGUCUGGUAAACUGUGAUACUUUGUUACUGUAAUUUCACCUGAACUUCUCUUUGCAUUUCGCCUGAUUUCCAAUGUGAUUUCUCUUCUGAUUUUACCACUGCCCCUUCUUUUUAACAGGGACAUCCAGUUACUGUCCUCUAUCUGCAGAGGUGUAUGGUGGGGGCUUUCUUAAUUUCAGUAAGCUCUAAUGAAUUAAUUUGCCUGUGGUUAGCUUUCAGCUGACUGGUUUUUUGCAUAUGCAAGUUUCAAAUAAAAGCAUUUUUCUGAAAC